CCUGGCUUUUGGGCCCGCGGCAUACGAGUUGGCCAAAAGCCUGGCAGAAGAGCGCGCCAAGGAAUGGCGGUUCUGGACGGGGCAAUCCCAGCUGAGGGGACCGGCGGCAGAGCAUGGGUGGGGCUUGGGAGAGGGCGGGCCUCAUAGAGCGGCGGGGCUUGGUGAACGUUGCCGGCGGGCCCGCGGGACCUCCCGCACUCUGACCUGCGGCCUGUAGGACUGAGCUGUGGACGGCGGCGCGGGUGGGUCAUGCUUCGGCACUCCCCCUCGCUGUGGGAGCUGGUGGAGGAGCACAUUCCGCUCCGGGAGCGACCCGAAGUGAAGAGGAUUCUGGGGGAGGCGGCGGUGGACCUGAGCCUGGAGCUGCGGGCGGAGGUGGCGAUGUUACGGGCACUGCUCCAAGAGGCUCGAUCCUCUCAAGCCCCCAGCGCCCGCCCCAUCUCUGACCCCUCUUCUCUUCUGGCACCACCGCCUCUCCUAAAGGACCUCUUGCGCCAGGAACUCCGGCAGUUGCUCCAGGGUCUCCGCCACAAAGCCAUCUGUGAGGGCAGGUGGGAGCCUCGGGCCUGGGUCCUUUCCCCAGAUACCAGGGACCAGGCCCAAGCUUGGGUCCAAUAUAGCCCCAGGGUCCUGCACUUUGCCUUGGAGGAGCCCAGGUGUGAUUUGCCAGAACAGGAGAUAUUCCAGAUGAGAGGUGGUGGGCCCAGCAGCGGUCACAGAGAUCUCAGCAUCAUCAAGGACCAACUGAACGUGUCCAACAUUGACCAGGUGGCCAGACGCCUGAGGGGCCUUCUGGAGGAGGAGUGUCACACCUUGGAGAGGGAGAUCCCCAUCCUGCAGCGCUGCCUGGAAGAGGAGUAUAUGAGGCCUUGCCGCCCGUUGGAGGCAGCCCUGGAGCCCACCCUGGCAGAGCUAAAGGAACAGAAGAAGGCCAUGGAGCAGGAGCUGCAGGUGUCUGUGGGGCCUUCUUGUGUCUCUCCCAACCACAGGCAGUGGCCCUUGGGGUCCUUUAUGCAGGGCCUCAGACCCCUGCUUCCUCUCUGUGGGAUUGCACCUCUCCAGUGCUGCCUGCCUGCACCUCCUCUGGAGCCCUGCCUUCGACCUCGAGGCCAGGCCGCUACCCACCGCUGGGGACGGCAGCUUCAGUACAGCCCCAGGGAAGGGUCAGCUUCCACGCCCAUGUCCAGUGCAGCACCCCAGGCCCCAGCCUAAAGGGCUGGUCACCGAGUAGGCUCUGGCUUCUGCCAGGACGCACCCGUCUGCGCCUGCUGCCUCAGCUGCCUUGGCCUAGCCAGCUUCAGAUCUGGUCUUGGACGAGCUCUCGCCAGGACCCCAAGGCUGUUGGUUUGUCUGGCCCUUGCCCCACCCCCUUGCCAGAUCCUUGGUGUCUGGAGCUGAGUGGCCGGGCAUCGGUCCCAAUCAUCAAGGCCUUUGGCCUUUCUCCUCCCAGGCCUCCACAAAGGCCUGGCAGACAGAGGUCCCAUUCCAGCCUGACUCUUGUCCCCUGGGGGACCCAGACAAAGCACAGCAGCCACUCAGAGACAGGAAUAGAAAUUUCAUUAAAAUCUAUGGACUUUAAAA
Rhinopithecus roxellana (golden snub-nosed monkey) is the source of this 1581-nucleotide messenger RNA. RefSeq names its product coiled-coil domain containing 24 (gene CCDC24). The transcript has 8 exons. The coding region runs from base 250 to 1212 and encodes 320 amino acids. Lineage: Eukaryota; Metazoa; Chordata; Mammalia; Primates; Cercopithecidae. The record is from RefSeq and is a predicted model, not a curated record.